Messenger RNA from Ixodes scapularis (black-legged tick), 1494 nucleotides. RefSeq lists its product as uncharacterized. The annotation marks the transcript as partial. NCBI's taxonomy places the organism in Eukaryota, Metazoa, Arthropoda, Arachnida, Ixodida, Ixodidae. The transcript has a single exon. The record is from RefSeq and is a predicted model, not a curated record.
AUUUUGGAAAAGGGUCCCAAAUUCGCCACGGAACCGUCGGUAGGGCCUUCGGAAAUGCUGGCCCUGGUUCGGCAGGUAUCUGCGAAGUCGUCAGAGGAAAACAGGGACCGGUGUGUUCAUGAAUGUGUGGAAGGGUUGACCAAAGGGGUAGGCCGAAGGCCUUUGCCCAGGCUUAAGAUGGGAACGGUGGUAAAUUUUUUUAAUGAGUCUAAGUUGAAGCUGUUGUUGUCGGAUAAAGAGGGGGGGUUUGUUGUGGUGCCUGAAGGUAUGUUUCAGGAAAGAGCGAGACAGGCGGUGCUUAAGAAUUUCAGAAGUGUGUCGGGAGUGGAGCUGAAGAGGGUAAAGGCCAGGGCAGUGAGGCUUUGCGGUCAGCUUGGGUUGGAGGGCCUCGGGAAGUCUGUGUCGGGGGCCAAGGGCCUCAAUCUCGAGGUGUUCUUCUCCGUGAAGACCCAUAAGGAGCUCAGGCCUUUUAGAGCUAUCGUUACCCAGAGAGACUCCUGGCAGCUUCAUGUAUCUUCUUUUCUUCAGCGCCACCUGUGUGUGCUCACGUUGGAUGAUCAUUUUCGUAUUUGCAAUUCUGAGGCCCUUGUGGAUUACCUCCGAGAAGACAAUCCGGGAGGGUGUGAUUUAGUGUCUCUGGAUGUCGAGGAUAUGUUCUACUCAAUACCCCAUGGUGAAUUGAUGAAAGCGGUGGAAGAGUGCAUUCAGUCCAGUGGGUCGGUGGCUUUUAUGAACUCGACGGGUUUGGCGGUGGAAUCCUUUUUGGAGUUGUUGACUUUUUACUUGAGUUCCACCUAUAUCACGUUUGAAGGCGAAAUUUUUCUGCAAAAGAGUGGGAUUUGUAUUGGGUCGAGUGUGGCGCCUAUCCUUAGUGAUUUAUAUCUGGCGAGGUGUGAUAGAGCCAUAGCGGAGUCGUUGGAUUGUCGGGUUUUGAGAGUUUUUCGAUAUGUUGACGACUACCUUGUUGUGUUUAAAGAUAGCCUGGGCCCCAACCGGGAUAGUGUGUGUGUGGAAGUCUUGGCUUCCUUUAAGGAAUGCUCCACCGGGUUAUCGUUUAAGUACGAGACACCUACGGGAGAGGGGUUGCAGUUUUUGGACCUGAGGCUCACUCUUCAGCCGUCACACACCUGUUGGGCCUAUGAGCCACGCUCUAAGAAGAGGCUUUUGCCAUACGGCUCCGCGCACUCAAAGCUUGUGAAGCGUGCGAUCACUACGUCGGGUAUGCGCGCCCCUUUGCUCAAGUCAUGCCACCAUAGGUGUGAGGACAGCCUGCUUUCACAGGUGUCUAGGCUGACCUCUGCGGGAUACCCGGUGGCGAUGAUUGUGGGAGUGGCUGAGUCCCUUUUUAAGGUGUUCGGAGGUAGAACCAGUCCUAAGGCGAGGCAAAAACCGACAACCAGACCAGUGGUGGUGCCCUACAUUCACGCCCUCUCACAUCAAGUCAAGCGCGUGGCCAACAAGUAUAAGGUGCCUGUGGUGUUUUCGGCGCCCCGG